Molecule: messenger RNA, 759 nt
Organism: Dendronephthya gigantea
Lineage: Eukaryota; Metazoa; Cnidaria; Anthozoa; Malacalcyonacea; Nephtheidae
Exons: 3
Coding region: 16-738 (240 amino acids)
Biological process (GO): protein phosphorylation
Molecular function (GO): ATP binding; protein kinase activity
Source: RefSeq, a predicted model, not a curated record
GCAAAACCGGUUGAAAUGGCACAUUUUAACCAGUCUUUCCACACAGCGAGUGGCGCACUUGCUACCAGUGGAAUGCGCAGCCUUCUGGAAGCUAAAAGCCCAGUGCCACCAGAGGCUGAACAGAAUUGUUUUAUACCUGCGAAGCAGCGUCGUCUCUCCAGACCAAAUAAUGUCGAGGAAGUGCGCCUUAAACGUCGCCGACGUAAACAGAAAUUACGAGAAAGGAAACGUAAAGAGACCAGAAAUGUCAAGCAAAGACGGCUGGAGGAGAAAAUAAAGAAAAAUAUUGAGAAAGAAUUGAAAGCCACAACGACUGAAAUGAGAUCGAAGGCCGAGUUUUUUUGGAGAAAGUGGAGAGAGGAAAAGUCUUUGCGUACUACGUCUCGUAUGUCUAUCCAUGAAAUUGACCCAGCCAACUUGAAAAUAUUGUCAAGUGGACGAAAAAAUAAAAUUGGUGAGGGGACAUUUGGCAUCUGUGUAAAAAAGAUGUACAGAGGGCAUGUAGUUGCUGUGAAACAGUUUAAAAGCCAUACAAGUAGAACUGAUGUGGAAAAGGAAGCCAUGAUGAUUAAUUCAUUUGAUCACCCUGGUUUGCCAUUUCUGUUUGGUAUCAAUGUACAAUCAAAGCCAUACAUAUUGGUUACUGAAUUUUAUGGAAUUGGUGGACAGUGUGCUAAUAAUGAUAUAGCUGUAUAUUAUGGACUUGCAUGCAAAACACUCUCACCUUUGAAACUGUAACUGUUACAAUCACUUUCUCCG